CGCGAACAUUCACAAUGGCAUUCCGCAAGCGCAAUGUAGCCCUAACCCGUAGUGAUCCGUCCAGUGAUACGGUAUCAUCCCCUACGUCCCCUCAAGCGGCAAAUGUUCCUCAGCCAUCACCAGGCGUGCGACCCUCCCCAAUUGACGGGCGACCUACCACAUCCACAGGAACGCCAUCGCUCGACGCAGUACUUGCCGGCCACGCAGGAUUAGCCCUUGGGAACUCCCUAUUGAUCGGAGAAUCUGGAACUACUGAUUAUGCGGGAGCAUUGCUGAGAUUCUAUGCCUCGGAGGGCGUGCUACAGGGCCAUGUAGUGCACGUUGUGGGGUUGGGUGAGGUAUGGGGAAGGGAGCUGCCUGGGAUAGCGGAAAGCAGAGAUGAGGAAAAGAGAAGGCAAAGGAGUGAACGGGAAGAAAAAAUGAAGAUUGCCUGGCGAUACGAAAGUUUGGGGGAGUUUGGUGGCAGGAAUGCGAACAGAGUCCCCACACAAACCAAGACUGAUGGAGCUGAGGCGGAGUCAAUAUUUUGCCAUACGUUUGACCUCGCAAAACGGCUCUCUCUACCGUCUAACACAUCCAUCAACUACAUUCAAAUACCACGAACCGCACCUCAAGCCUCACCGUUCACAGGGAUAAUACAAAACCUCCAACAGAAGCUCGAAACGUCACCACCUAGUUCGAUCCACCGUCUCAUCAUUCCUUCCAUCCUGUCACCUGCCUAUUAUCCUCCUUCAUCAUCCCAGCCUCAACAUGUCCUCCAAUUCCUCCACGCCUUACGAGCCCUCCUGAGACAAUAUCCGACACGCCUAACAGCCAUAUCCACCAUACCCCUAUCUUUAUACCCCCGUAGUACUGGUCUAAUUCGUUGGAUGGAACACCUAUCGGACGGUGUCUUCGAACUUUCACCAUUCCCCUACUCCGCCUCCCAAGCACUCUCCACCUCCUCCGCUGCCACCAAGGAAGAGGAAAGGCCACAGGGCAUGUUCGCAGUACACAAGUUACCUGUGUGGAGUGACAAAGGAGGAGGUGGUGCGGUCGAGGGUCUAGGCGAGGAUCUAGCCUUCACGUUAAGCAGGAGGAAGUUCACCAUUGCGAAGUUCAGUCUGCCGCCGAUGGAGGGAGAUCAGGAGGCUCAGGAGGAAGCGAUGAGGGAUGUUGCGGGAGAGAGAGGGAAGACGAUGCCGAGUAAAGCAGAACUUGAGUUCUAAGUAUCGGGUUGAUAUAGUUAGUUAUCUAGGGCAGGAUAUUAAAGAUACCAUUUAUUAUUUGGAAGGAGCGAUUGAAUUGGGGUUCAUCACAAUCGGAAAUCUUGUACCGGAAAUGAAAUGAUGUGAUGAAGAAUAUUGAUUUAAAAUACAAAGGUCGUUAAU
Molecule: messenger RNA, 1370 nt
Organism: Aaosphaeria arxii CBS 175.79
Lineage: Eukaryota; Fungi; Ascomycota; Dothideomycetes; Pleosporales
Product: PAXNEB-domain-containing protein
Exons: 2
Coding region: 15-1208 (397 amino acids)
Biological process (GO): tRNA wobble uridine modification
Cellular component (GO): elongator holoenzyme complex; transcription elongation factor complex; cytoplasm
Source: RefSeq, a predicted model, not a curated record